Messenger RNA from Pongo pygmaeus (Bornean orangutan), 10483 nucleotides. It is a transcript of the gene CENPF, whose product is annotated as centromere protein F. NCBI's taxonomy places the organism in Eukaryota, Metazoa, Chordata, Mammalia, Primates, Hominidae. The coding region runs from base 359 to 9700 and encodes 3113 amino acids. Gene Ontology annotation, cellular component: chromosome, centromeric region; spindle pole; nucleus. Gene Ontology annotation, biological process: mitotic cell cycle; regulation of G2/M transition of mitotic cell cycle; metaphase chromosome alignment. The record is from RefSeq and is a predicted model, not a curated record. The transcript has 20 exons. Gene Ontology annotation, molecular function: transcription factor binding; protein homodimerization activity; microtubule binding.
GUCCUGACUGGGUCCGGAUCCUGGCCCUGGCGGCGGGCGGUAGGCGGCGGGCGGCGUGAGGGUGCCGCUGGCUUUUUGCCGGCGGGUACUGGGCGGGGAGGCCUCUGGGAUCACUCUCCGGGCCCUGUAGGUGCCGGGGACCGCCCCCUCCCACCCGACGGAACUGGAGAAUCGGCCCCGGGAUAUGGUUCGUAGGGGUGUCGGCGCCCCUCUGCUCGGGUUCAAACUGGUCUCGGAUUAGUGUCCCAGACCCUACUCUGUCACGGACUCACACUUUAGGGGAUCAUUUUCUUCCUCCGUAAAAGAAUUGGAGAUGAUUUAUUUACAAAUGUUGGAGUAAUAAAGAAGGCAGAACAAAAUGAGCUGGGCUUUGGAAGAAUGGAAAGAAGGCCUGCCUACAAGAGCUCUUCAGAAAAUUCAAGAGCUUGAAGGACAGCUUGACAAACUGAAGAAGGAAAAGCAGCAAAGGCAGUUUCAGCUUGACAGUCUCGAGGCUGCACUGCAGAAGCAAAAACAGAAGGUUGAAAAUGAAAAAACUGAGGGUACAAACCUGAAAAGGGAGAAUCAAAGAUUGAUGGAAAUAUGUGAAAGUCUGGAGAAAACUAAGCAGAAGAUUUCUCACGAACUUCAAGUCAAGGAGUCACAAGUGAAUUUCCAGGAAGGACAACUGAAUUCAGGCAAAAAACAAAUAGAAAAACUGGAACAGGAACUUAAAAGGUGUAAAUCUGAGCUUGAAAGAAGCCAACAAGCUGCACAGUCUGCAGAUGUCUCUCUGAAUCCAUGCAAUACACCACAAAAAAUUUUUACAACUCCACUAACACCAAGUCAAUAUUAUAGUGGUUCCAAGUAUGAAGAUCUAAAAGAAAAAUAUAAUAAAGAGGUUGAAGAACGAAAAAGAUUAGAGGCAGAGGUUAAAGCCUUGCAGGCUAAAAAAGCAAGCCAGACUCUUCCACAAACCACCAUGAAUCACCGCGACAUUGCCCGGCAUCAGGCUUCAUCAUCUGUGUUCUCAUGGCAGCAAGAGAAGACCCCAAGUCAUCUUUCAUCUAAUUCUCAAAAAACUCCAAUUAGGAGAGAUUUCUCUGCAUCUUACUUUUCUGGGGAACAAGAGGUGACUCCAAGUCGAUCAACUUUGCAAAUAGGGAAAAGAGAUGCUAAUAGCAGUUUCUUUGACAAUUCUAGCAGUCCUCAUCUUUUGGAUCAAUUAAAAGCGCAGAAUCAAGAGCUAAGAAACAAGAUUAAUGAGUUGGAACUACGCCUGCAAGGACAAGAAAAAGAAAUGAAAGGCCAAGUGAAUAAGUUUCAAGAACUCCAACUCCAACUGGAGAAAGCAAAAGUGGAGUUAAUUGAAAAAGAGAAAGUUUUGAACAAAUGUAGGGAUGAACUAGUGAGAACAACAGCACAAUACGACCAGGCAUCAACCAAGUAUACUGCAUUGGAACAAAAACUGAAAAAAUUGACGGAAGAUUUGAGUUGUCAGCGACAAAAUGCAGAAAGUGCCAGAUAUUCUCUGGAACAGAAAAUCAAGGAAAAAGAAAAGGAGUUUCAAGAGGAGCUCUCCCGUCAACAGCGUUCUUUCCAAACACUGGACCAGGAGUGCAUCCAGAUGAAGGCCAGACUCACCCAGGAGUUACAGCAAGCCAAGAAUAUGCACAAUGUCCUGCAGGCUGAACUGGAUAAAGUCACAUCAGUAAAGCAACAGCUAGAAAAAAAUUUGGAAGAGUUUAAGCAGAAGUUGUGCAGAGCUGAACAGGCGUUCCAGGCGAGUCAGAUCAAGGAGAAUGAGCUGAGGAGAAGCAUGGAGGAAAUGAAGAAGGAAAACAACCUCCUUAAGAGUCAGUCUGAGCAAAAGGCCAGAGAAGUCUGCCACCUGGAGGCAGAACUCAAGAACAUCAAACAGUGUUUAAAUCAGAGCCAGAAUUUUGCAGAAGAAAUGAAAGCGAAGAAUACCUCUCAGGAAACCACGUUAAGAGAUCUUCAAGAAAAAAUAAAUCAGCAAGAAAACUCCUUGACUUUAGAGAAACUGAAGCUUGCUGUGGCUGAUCUGGAAAAGCAGCGAGAUUGUUCUCAAGACCUUUUGAAGAAAAGAGAACAUCACAUUGAACAACUUAAUGAUAAGUUAAGCAAGACAGAGAAAGAGUCCAAAGCCUUGCUGAGUGCUUUGGAGUUAAAAAAGAAAGAAUAUGAAGAAUUGAAAGAGGAGAAAACUCUGUUUUCUUGUUGGAAAAGUGAAAACGAAAAACUUUUAACUCAGAUGGAAUCAGAAAAGGAAAACUUGCAGAGUAAAAUUAAUCACUUGGAAACUUGUCUGAAGACACAGCAAAUAAAAAGUCAUGAAUACAACGAGAGAGUAAGAACGCUGGAGAUGGACAGAGAAAACCUAAGUGUUGAGAUCAGAAACCUUCACAACGUGUUAGACAGUAAGUCAGUGGAGGUAGAGACCCAGAAACUAGCUUAUGUGGAGCUACAGCAGAAAGCUGAGUUCUCAGAUCAGAAACAUCAGAAGGAAAUAGAAAAUAUGUGUUUGAAGACUUCUAAGCUUACUGGGCAAGUUGAAGAUCUAGAACACAAGCUUCAGUUACUGUCAAAUGAAAUAGUGGACAAAGACCGGUGUUACCAAGACUUGCAUGCCGAAUAUGAGAGCCUCAGGGAUCUGCUAAAAUCCAAAGAUGCUUCUCUGGUGACAAAUGAAGAUCAUCAGAGAAGUCUUUUGGCUUUUGAUCAGCAGCCUGCCAUGCAUAAUUCCUUUGCAAAUAUAAUUGGAGAACAAGGAAGCAUGCCUCCAGAGAGGAGUGAAUGUCAUUUAGAAGCAGACCAAAGUCCAAAAAAUUCUGCCAUCCUACAAAAUAGAGUUGAUUCACUUGAAUUUUCAUUAGAGUCUCAAAAACAGAUGAACUCAGACCUGCAAAAGCAGUGUGAAGAGUUGGUGCAAAUCAAAGGAGAAAUAGAAGUAAAUCUCAUGAAAGCAGAACAGAUGCAUCAAAGUUUUGUGGCUGAAACAAGUCAGCGCAUUAGUAAGUUACAGGAAGACACUUCUGCUCACCAGAAUGUUGUUGCUGAAACCUUAAGUGCCCUUGAGAACAAGGAAAAAGAGCUGCAACUUUUAAAUGAUAAGUUAGAAACUGAGCAGGCAGAGAUUCAAGAAUUAAAAAAGAGCAACCAUCUACUUGAAGACUCUCUAAAGGAGCUACAACUUUUAUCUGAAACCCUAAGCUUGGAGAAGAAAGAAAUGAGUUCCAUCAUUUCUCUAAAUAAAAAAGAAAUUGAAGAGCUGACCCAAGAGAAUGGGACUCUUAAGGAAAUUAAUGCAUCCUUAAAUCAAGAGAAGAUGAGCUUAAUCCAGAAAAGUGAGAGUUUUGCAAACUAUAUAGAUGAAAGGGAGAAAAGCAUUUCAGAGUUAUCUGAUCAGUACAAGCAAGAAAAACUUAUUUUACUACAAAGAUGUGAAGAAACCGGAAAUGCAUAUGAGGAUCUUAGUCAAAAAUACAAAGCAGCACAAGAAAAGAAUUCUAAAUUAGAAUGCUUGCUAAAUGAAUGCACUAGUCUUUGUGAAAAUAGAAAAAAUGAGUUGGAACAGCUAAAGGAAGCAUUUGCAAAGGAACACCAAGAAUUCUUAACAAAAUUAGCAUUUGCUGAAGAAAGAAAUCAGAAUCUGCUGCUAGAGUUGGAGACAGUGCAGCAAGCUCUGAGAUCUGAGAUGACAGAUAACCAAAACAAUUCUAAGAGUGAGGCUGAUGGUUUAAAGCAAGAAAUCAUGACUUUAAAGGAAGAACAAAACAAAAUGCAAAAGGAAGUUAAUGACUUAUUACAAGAGAAUGAACAGCUGAUGAAGUUAAUGAAGACGAAACAUGAAUGUCAAAAUCUAGAAUCGGAACCAAUUAGGAACUCUGUGAAAGAAAGAGAGAGUGAGAGAAAUCAAUGUAAUUUUAAACCUCAGAUGGAUCUUGAAGUUAAAGAAAUUUCUCUAGAUAGUUAUAAUGCGCAGUUGGUGCAAUUAGAAGCUAUGCUAAGAAAUAAGGAAUUAAAACUUCAGGAAAGUGAGAAGGAGAAGGAGUGCCUGCAGCAUGAAUUACAGACAAUUAGAGGAGAUCUUGAAACCAGCAAUUUGCAAGACAUGCAGUCACAAGAAAUUAGUGGCCUUAAAGACUGUGAAAUAGAUGCAGAAGAAAAGUAUAUUUCAGUGCUUCAUGAGUUGUCAACAAGUCAAAACGACAAUGCACCCCUUCAGUGCUCUCUGCAAACAGCGAUGAACAAGCUGAAUGAGCUAGAGAAAAUAUGUGAAAUACUGCAGGCUGAAAAGUAUGAACUAGUAACUGAGCUGAAUGAUUCAAGGUCAGAAUGUAUCACAGCAACUAGGAAAAUGGCGGAAGAGGUAGGGAAACUAGUAAAUGAAGUUAAAAUAUUAAAUGAUGACAGUGGUCUUCUCCAUGGUGAGUUAGUGGAAGACAUACCAGGAGGUGAAUUUGAACAACCAAAUGAACAGCACCCUGUGUCUUUGGCUCCAUUGGACGAGAGUAAUUCCUACGAGCGCUUGACAUUGUCAAACAAAGAAGUUCAAAUGCACUUUGCCGAAUUGCAAGAGAAAUUCUCAUCUUUACAAAGUGAACACAAAAUUUUACAUGAUCAGCAUUGUCAGAUGAACUCUAAAAUGUCAGAGCUGCAGACCUACGUUGACUCAUUAAAGGCCGAAAAUUUGGUCUUGUCAACAAAUCUGAGAAACUUUCAAGGUGACUUGGUGAAGGAGAUGCAGCUGGGCUUGGAGGAGGGGCUCGUUCCAUCCCUGUCAUCCUCUUGUGUGCCUGACAGCUCUAGUCUUAGCAGUUUGGGAGACUCCUCCUUUUACAGAGCUCUUUUAGAACAGACAGGAGAUAUGUCUCUUUUGAGUAAUUUAGAAGGGACUGUUUCAGCAAACCAGUGCAGUGUAGAUGAAGUAUUUUGCAGCAGUCUGCAGGAGGAGAAUCUGACCAGGAAAGAAACCCCUUCAGCCCCAGCGAAGGGUGUUGAAGAGCUUGAGUGCCUCUGUGAGGUGUACCGGCAGUCCCUCGAGAAGCUAGAAGAGAAAAUGGAAAGUCAAGGGAUUAUGAAAAAUAAGGAAAUUCAAGAGCUCGAGCAGUUAUUAAGUUCUGAAAGGCAAGAGCUUGACUGCCUUAGGAAGCAGUAUUUGUCAGAAAAUGAACAGUGGCAACAGAAGCUGACAAGCGUGACUCUGGAGAUGGAGUCCAAGCUGGCGGCAGAAAAGAAACAGACGGAACAACUGUCACUUGAGCUGGAAGUAGCACGACUCCAGCUACAAGGUCUGGACUUAAGUUCUCGGUCUUUGCUUGGCAUCGACGCAGAAGAUGCUAUUCAAGGCCGAAAUGGGAGCUGUGACAUAUCAAAAGAACAUACUUCAGAAACUACAGAAAGAACACCAAAGCAUGAUGUUCAUCAGAUUUGUGAUAAAGAUGCUCAGCAGGACCUCAAUCUAGACAUUGAGAAAAUAACUGAGACUGGUGUAGUGAAACUCACAGGAGAGUGCUCUGGGGAACAGUCCCCAGACACCAAUUAUGAGCCUCCAGGGGAAGACAAAACCCAGGGCUCUUCAGAAUGCAUUUCUGAAUUGUCAUUUUCUGGUCCUAAUGCUUCGGUACCUAUGGAUUUCCUGGGGAAUCAGGAAAAUAUCCAAAAUCUUCAACUGCGGGUAAAAGAGACAUCAAAUGAGAAUUUGAGAUUACUUCAUGUGAUAGAGGACCGUGACAGAAAAGUUGAAAGUUUGCUAAAUGAAAUGAAAGAAUUAGACUCAAAACUCCAUUUACAGGAGGUACAACUAAUGACCAAAAUUGAAGCAUGCAUAGAAUUGGAAAAAAUAGUUGGGGAACUUAAGAAAGAAAACUCAGAUUUAAGUGAAAAAUUGGAAUAUUUUUCUUGUGAUAACCAGGAGUUACUCCAGAGAGUAGAAACUUCUGAAGGCCUCAAUUCUAAUUUAGAAAUGCAUGCAGAGAAAUCAUCACGUGAAGAUAUUGAAGAUAAUGUAGCCAAGGUGAAUGACAGCUGGAAAGAGAGAUUUCUUGAUGUGGAAAAUGAGCUGAGUAGGAUCAGAUCUGAGAAAGCUAACAUUGAGCAUCAAGCCCUCUCCCUGGAGGCUGACUUAGAGGUAGUUCAAACAGAGAAGCUAUGUUUAGAAAAAGACAGUGAAAAUAAGCAGAAGGUUAUUGUCUGCCUUGAAGAAGAACUCUCAGUGGUCACAAGUGAGAGAAACCAGCUUCGUGGACAAUUAGAUACUAUGUCAAAAAAAACCAUGGAACUGGAUCAGUUGUCUGAAAAAAUGAAGGAGAAGACACAAGAGCUUGAGUCUCAUCAAAGUGAGUGUCUCCAUUGCAUUCAGGUGGCGGAGGCAGAGGUGAAGGAAAAGACAGAGCUCCUUCGGACUUUGUCCUCUGAUGUGAGUGAGCUGUUGAAAGAUAAAACUCAUCUCCAGGAAAAGCUGCAGAGUUUGGAAAAGGACUCACAGGCACUGUCUUUGACAAAAUGUGAGCUGGAAAACCAAAUUGCACAACUGAAUAAAGAGAAAGAAUUGCUUGUCAAGGAAUCUGAAAGCCUGCAGGCCAGACUGAGUGAAUCAGAUUAUGAAAAGCUGAAUGUCUCCAAGGCCUUGGAGGCCGCACUGGUGGAGAAAGGUGAGUUCGCAUUGAGGCUGAGCUCAACACAGGAGGAAGUGCAUCAGCUGAGAAGAGGCAUCGAGAAACUGAGAGUUCGCAUUAAGGCCGAUGAAAAGAAGCAGCUGCAUGUCGCAGAGAAACUGAAAGAACGCGAGCGGGAGAAUGAUUCACUUAAGGAUAAAGUUGAGAACCUUGAAAGGGAAUUGCAGAUGUCAGAAGAAAACCAGGAGCUAGUGAUUCUUGAUGCCGAGAAUUCCAAAGCAGAAGUAGAGACUCUAAAAACACAAAUAGAAGAGAUGGCCAGAAGCCUGAAAGUUUUCGAAUUAGACCUUGUCACGUUAAGGUCUGAAAAAGAAAAUCUGACAAAACAAAUACAAGAAAAACAAGGUCAGGUGUCAGAACUAGACAAGUUACUCUCUUCAUUUAAAAGUCUGUUAGAAGAAAAGGAGCAAGCAGAGAUACAGAUCAAAGAAGAAUCUAAAACUGCAGUGGAGAUGCUUCAGAAUCAGUUAAAGGAGCUAAAUGAGGCGGUAGCAGCCUUGUGUGGUGACCAAGAAAUUAUGAAUGCCACAGAACAGAGUCUAGACCCACCAAUAGAGGAAGAGCAUCAGCUGAGAAAUAGCAUUGAAAAGCUGAGAGCCCGCUUAGAAGCUGAUGAAAAGAAGCAGCUCUGUGUCUUAGAACAACUGAAGGAAAGUGAGCAUCAUGCAGAUUUACUUAAGGGUAGAGUGGAGAACCUUGAAAGAGAGCUAGAGAUAGCCAGGACAAACCAAGAGCAUGCAGCUCUUGAGGCAGAGAGUUCCAAAGGAGAGGUAGACACCCUAAAAGCAAAAAUAGAAGGGAUGACCCAAAGUCUGAGAGAUCUGGAAUUAGAUCUUGUUACUAUAAGGUCAGAAAAAGAAAAUCUGACAAAUGAAUUACAAAAAGAGCAAGAGCGAAUAUCUGAAUUAGAAAUAAUAAAUUCGUCAUUUGAAAAUAUUUUGCAAGAAAAAGAGCAAGAGAAAGUACAGAUGAAAGAAAAGUCAAGCACUGUCAUGGAGAUGCUUCAAACACAAUUAAAAGAGCUCAAUGAGAGAGUGGCAGCCCUGCAUAAUGACCAAGAGGCCUGUAAGGCCAAAGAGCAGAAUCUUAGUAGUCAAGUAGAGUGUCUUGAACUUGAGAAGGCUCAGUUGCUACAAGGCCUUGAUGAGGCCAAAAAUAAUUAUAUUGUUUUGCAAUCUUCAGUGAAUGGCCUCAUUCAAGAAGUAGAAGAUGGCAAGCAGAAACUGGAGAAGAAGGAUGAAGAAAUCAGUAGACUAAAAAAUCAAAUUCAAGACCAAGAGCACCUCGUCUCUAAACUGUCCCAGAUGGAAGGAGAGCACCAACUUUGGAAGGAGCAAAACUUAGAACUGAGAAAUCUGACAGUGGAAUUGGAGCAGAAGAUCCAAGUGCUACAAUCCAAAAAUGCCUCUUUGCAGGACACAUUAGAAGUGCUGCAGAGUUCUUACAAGAAUCUAGAGAAUAAGCUUGAAUUGACAAAAAUGGACAAAAUGUCCUUUGUUGAAAAAGUAAACACAAUGACUGCAAAGGAAACUGAGCUGCAGAGGGAAAUGCAUGAGAUGGCACAGAAAACAGCAGAGCUGCAAGAAGAACUCAGUGGAGAGAAAAAUAGGCUAACUGGAGAGUUACAGUUACUGUUGGAAGAAAUAAAGAGCAGCAAAGAUCAAUUGAAGGAGCUCACACUAGAAAAUAGUGAAUUGAAGAAGAGCCUAGAUUGCAUGCACAGAGACCAGGUGGAAAAGGAAGGGAAAGUGAGAGAGGAAAUAGCUGAAUAUCAGCUACGGCUUCAUGAAGCUGAAAAGAAACACCAGGCUUUGCUUUUGGACACAAACAAACAGUAUGAAGUAGAAAUCCAGACAUACCGAGAUAAAUUGAAUUCUAAAGAAGAAUGUCUCAGUUCACAGAAGUUGGAGAUGGACCUUUUAAAGUCUAGUAGAGAAGAGCUCAAUAAUUCAUUGAAAGCUACUACUCAGAUUUUGGAAGAAUUGAAGAAAACCAAGAUGGACAAUCUAAAAUAUGUAAAUCAGUUGAAGAAGGAAAAUGAACGUGCCCAGGGGAAAAUGAAGUUGUUGAUCAAAUCCUGUAAACAGCUGGAAGAGGAAAAGGAGAUACUGCAGAAAGAACUCUCUCAACUUCAAGCUGCACAGGAGCAGCAGAAAACAGGUACUGUUAUGGAUACCAAGGUCGAUGAAUUAACGACUGAGAUCAAAGAACUGAAAGAAACUCUUGAAGAAAAAACCAAGGAGGCAGAUGAAUACUUGGAUAAGUACUGUUCCUUGCUUAUAAGCCAUGAAAAGUUAGAGAAAGCUAAAGAGAUGUUAGAGACACAAGUGGCCCAUCUGUGUUCACAGCAAUCUAAACAAGAUUCUCGAGGGUCUCCUUUGCUAGAUCCAGUUGUUCCAGGACCAUCUCCAAUCCCUUCUGUUACUGAAAAGAGGUUAUCAUCUGGCCAACAUAAAGCUUCAGGCAAGAGGCAAAGAUCCAGUGGAAUAUGGGAGAAUGGUAGAGGACCAACACCUUCUACCCCAGAGAGCUUUUCUAAAAAAAGCAAGAAAGCAGUCAUGAGUGGUAUUCACCCUGCAGAAGACACGGAAGGUACUGAGUUUGAGCCAGAGGGACUUCCAGAAGUUGUAAAGAAAGGGUUUGCUGACAUCCCGACAGGAAAGACUAGCCCAUAUAUCCUGCGAAGAACAACCAUGGCAACUCGGACCAGCCCCCGCCUGGCUGCACAGAAGUUGGCGCUAUCCCCACUGAGUCUCGGCAAAGAAAAUCUUGCAGAGUCCUCCAAACCAACAGCUGGUGGCAGCAGAUCACAAAAGGUCAAAGUUGCUCAGCAGAGCCCAGUAGAUUCAGGCAGCAUCCUCCGAGAACCCACCAGGAAAUCUCUCCCAGUCAAUAAUCUUCCUGAGAGAAGUCCGACUGACAGCCCCAGAGAGGGCCUGAGGGUCAAGCGAGGCCGACUUGCCCCCAGCCCCAAAGCUGGACUGGAGCCCAAGGGCAGUGAGAACUGUAAGGUCCAGUGAAGGCACUUUGUGUGUCAGUACCCCUGGGAGGUGCCAGUCAUUGAAUAGAUAAGGCUCUGCCUACAGGACUUCUCUUUAGUCAGGGCGUGCUUUAUCGGUGAGGAGAAAACAAUUCCUUAGAAGUCUUAAAUAUAUUCUACUGUUUAGAUCUCCCAUGUGUAAGUACUGAAAAAGUUUGGAAGCACUGAUCACCUAUUAGCAUUGACAUUCCUCUACUGUAAUGUAAAUAGUAUAAAGCUAUGUAUAUAAAGCUUUUUGGUAAUAUGUUACAAUUAAAAUGACAAGCACUGUAUAACAAUCUCUGUUUGUAUGUGGAUUUUACACUAAAAAAAUGCAAAACGCAUUUUAUACUUCUAAUUAGCAGCUCCUAGGAAAAUGUAGACUUUUGCUUUAUGAUAUUCUUCUAUCUGUAGUAUUAGGCAUGGAACAGUUUUGGAUCACGAAUUUCUCAGAGCUGAGUAAAAUGAAGGAAAAGCAUGUUAUGUGUUUUUAAGGAAAACAUGCACACAUAUACAUGUAGGAGUGUUUAUCUUUCUCUUGCAAUCUGUUUUAGACAUCUUUGCUUAUGUAACCUGUACAUAUGUGUGUGUGGGUAUGUGUUUAUUUCCAGUUAGGGCUGCAGGCUUCCUAGAGGUGUGCUAUACCAUGUGUCUGUCAUUGUGCUUUUUUCUGUUUUUAGACCAAUUUUUUACAGUUCUUUGGUAAGCAUUGUCGUAUCUGGUGAUGUAUUAACAUGUAGCCUUUGUUUUCUAAUAAAAUAGUCACCUUCGUUUUCUGUAAGAA